Messenger RNA from Meriones unguiculatus (Mongolian gerbil), 1828 nucleotides. RefSeq names its product oxidative stress responsive serine rich 1 (gene Oser1). Bases 366 to 1241 code for a protein of 291 amino acids. The record is from RefSeq and is a predicted model, not a curated record. The transcript is spliced from 4 exons. NCBI's taxonomy places the organism in Eukaryota, Metazoa, Chordata, Mammalia, Rodentia, Muridae. Gene Ontology annotation, biological process: cellular response to hydrogen peroxide.
CUUCCUCUCUACCCGGGCAUGGCACUAAGGGCUUUGCAGCCGUCUAUCUCUUUGGUCUGUUUCACCGAGGAAGAAAGGAAGGCUCAGAGGAGAAGCGACCUUGCUGAAGGUCACGGAGCUGUUAACUGGUGACGCUGAGAUUCAAACUCAAGGCUGGCUGCCUGCAGGACAGGACCAGCUGGUGAUUCAGCAGUCAUGCAAGCAGCAACUCAAGCCCUUUCAAGGAAGCAUGUGUUUCAGCUGUGUGGACAUGACUUUCCCAGAUGAGGAGGGGUGCCAUUGGUGGGAUCCUAGCUCACACCUUUACCCCAGGAUAAUCAGCCAGUAUUAACAGGAACAUCCAUAGGAGUGCUUAAUCUUUCACAAUGAAAUCUGAAGCCAAGGAUGGAGAGGAGGAGAGUCUACAAACUGCCUUCAAGAAAUUAAGAGUGGAUGCAUCAGGGUCCAUCAUAUCUCUGUCUGUUGGAGAAGGCACAAGUGUCAGAGCAUCAGUCAGAACAGCAGCAGAUGAUACCAAACCUAAAACCACAUGUGCAUCUAAAGACAGUUGGCAUGGGUCUACAAGGAAGUCUUCACGAGGAGCAGUGAGAACCCAGCGUCGUAGACGCUCUAAGUCUCCUGUCCUUCAUCCUCCCAAGUUCAUACAUUGCAGUACAACAGCAUCUCCUUCUAGCAGCCAGCUCAAGCACAGAAGCCAGACUGAGCCACCUGAUGGCAGCAGUGGACGGGGAAUUUCAACCCCCAAAGAGUUCAACACAGGAGAAAACUCUACUUCUCUUGAUGUUAAUCACACAGGGGCAGCCAUUGAGCCUCUGAGAAGUUCGGUUCCAAGGCUCCCGUCAGAGAGUAAAACAGAAGAGCCCUCUGAUGCUACCCACAUUUCCCAAGAAAGUCUUACAGCCAACAAUCUCUCUGACUUUCGAUCUGUUUCCAAGCUAAGCCAGGGCAAGCCAUGUGCGUGUGUAGGCAAGGAAUGCCAGUGUAAGAGAUGGCAUGAUAUGGAAGUGUAUUCCUUUUCAGGUCUGCAGAAUGUCCCUCCUUUGGCCCCAGAACGAAGAUCACUUGAGGACUACUCUCAGUCACUGCACACCAGAACUCUGUCUGGCUCUCCUCGAUCCUGUUCCGAGCAAGCUCGUGUCUAUGUAGAUGAUGUGACCAUUGAGGACCUAUCAGGCUACAUGGAGUAUUACUUGUAUAUCCCUAAGAAAAUGUCCCACAUGGCAGAGAUGAUGUACACCUGAUAUAAAGAAGCUAAUUCAUGUGCUUUAAACCAAUGAAAGGUUGUCAGAGGUUUAGUUAACAGCAGACCCGGUGGCCACUCUGUGAGAAGACAUCUCUAUCUGCUCACUGUGCUUGCAAUAAAAACUUUUCUUGGCAUCUCAGUUAAUCUUCAUUCUGUCAGUUUACUGAGUUCUUACGUACCUGUUAAGGCAAGCAGGUCAAAGAAAAUCUCCUAAACAUGUUCUGAGGGCUGAAGAAACCAUGACUGGAGACUGGCAGCAGUGAGGACAUGGUGAAAUCCUUGUUAAGACAGCAUAUUUCAGACCUGCUUAAGAUGUGGCAGCCAAGAAACUCAAAUGUGCUUUUGUAACUGAACUGAACACUUGUCAUGUUGUAGAUGCCAACCCACCAAUAGUAGAGCGUAUAAGACUCAUUUAAACUAUCUUUGGUUUAACACGGGUUUGUGUCAUUAAAGGUUUCUUAUGUUACUGUUGAGUCAGAUCUAAGGUUUAGAUUCAGUUUGAAUAAACCAGGUGGCCUGUCCUAUAUUGUUUGAGGGAGUCAUUAACUUUACUAUCACUAAAUAAACCCCUGCUGGUGCUGUUUA